AGUUUAACCAGACCAUCCUUGGACAGCUCGGCCACAAAUGGUCCUCCACCCUGGCGGCUCCGACCCGCGACCACCACGCCAAGCCGGAUUGCGCGCUGCGGUCCUGCCGGGAAACAGAAACAGAAGAUGAUCUGGACCCAGCAGAAGCCGUGGAGAUAGGCCUGGCAUCAGAGGUCGCUCUUCAUAUUAAUCGCUGUCUCUCACCACCAACUCUGGGACAAGCAUCCGGAGCCUCGUGGACCGUUUGACCCCCCUCCCCGUCCAGCUACUCCCACCCUGCGGUCCUGCAGUGUGGAUUUGACAGACUCCCUCCUCCCUUCUUCAAAUUCAGUCCACAGGGAUAAAUGAGUGAACCGGCUGCGAGGGAAAGGGCUGGGACAUGUACCAGAACCCCAACAGAAUGUCCUGGUUCAGUGGUUUCCUAGUUGCCAGAGUGGACGACCACAAGACUGCUUGGGGGGAGCGCAAUGGCAAGAAGUCCAAACGGAAGGGAGGCUCAUCACUCUGCAACCCGCGUUACAUGAGCUGCCUGCGGGACCCGGAUGCUAUGGAGCCCCCUUCCGGAGCCCCCCUCCAUCAGCAUCACCGUGGAGGGGUGGCCGGCGCCGUGGGAGGCGGGGGCAACUUUGGCGUCCGUUGCGGAUGGCAGGAGGACCACUACGGCAAACGGGGAGGGGCCCCCGGGGAAGGGGUCGGGCUGAAAUCGGUCAACCUGGGCUUCGAGGACGGCGAGUUGAAAGGCAGGAAAGGGGGAUGCAACGGAGGAAGCGGCGACAUGGGCGACGAGGGUCCCAACGGCGCAGCGGGGGUGGUGACGGCUGCGGACUGCUGGCUCAGGGUGGUGCGAGUAUUUCAGUCGAAAAAAUUCCAGUCUCGCAAACUGGAGCGCCUGUACCAGCGUUACUUCUUUAGGCUGAACCAGAGCUCUUUGACCAUGCUCAUGGGGGUACUGGUGAUCGUGUGCGGCAUCAUGCUGACCUUCCACUGUGUCCACGCCGCCCCUCACGUGGCCUACUCGUCCGCUCUGUCAGUGGCGAUGGCGCUUUUCAUGGCUCUUAUGGUGGUGUGCAACCGCAACGGCUUCCACCAGGACUACAUGUGGAUGGUCAGCUACCUGGUGAUCGGAGUCUUGGUGUCGGUCCAGGUGUUCGGGGUGCUCAUGGUGGCGCCGAGGAGCGCCUCCGAGGGCAUCUGGUGGUCCGUGUUCUUCAUCUACAUCAUUUACACAUUGCUGCCUGUGCGGAUGAGGGCGGCAGUGCUGAGUGGAGCCGUGCUGUCCAUCAUACAUGUGAUCACCACCUGGCAGAUCAACCAGGAAGACCAGUUCCUCUGGAAACAGGUGAGCGCUAACGUCCUGAUCUUCCUUUGCACCAACAUCAUCGGCAUCUGUACGCACUACCCCGCUGAAGUUUCCCAGAGACAAGCCUUCCAGGAGACCAGAGGAUACAUCCAAGCCAGACUGCAUCUACAGAGAGAGAAUCAGCAACAGGAACGGCUGUUACUUUCAGUGUUGCCAAGGCAUGUUGCCAUGGAAAUGAAGGCUGACAUCAAUGCCAAGAAGGAAGACAUGAUGUUUCAUAAGAUCUAUAUCCAGAAACACGACAAUGUCAGUAUUCUGUUUGCGGACAUCGAGGGUUUCACCAGCCUGGCAUCUCAGUGCACAGCUCAGGAGCUGGUCAUGACGCUCAACGAACUCUUCGCCCGGUUUGACAAGCUGGCGUCGGAGAACCACUGCCUCCGCAUCAAAAUCUUGGGAGAUUGUUACUACUGCGUGUCGGGGCUGCCGGAGCCGCGGGCCGACCACGCCCACUGCUGCGUGGAGAUGGGCGUGGACAUGAUCGAAGCCAUCUCGUUGGUGCGUGAGGUCACGGGGGUCAAUGUGAACAUGCGCGUGGGGAUUCACAGCGGGCGCGUGCACUGCGGCGUGCUGGGACUCAGGAAGUGGCAGUUUGACGUGUGGUCAAACGACGUCACGCUAGCCAAUCACAUGGAGGCGGGAGGCAAAGCUGGGCGGAUUCACAUCACCAAGGCCACCCUGCAGUAUCUGAACGGGGACUACGAGGUGGAGCCGGGCUUCGGCGGGGAGAGGAACGCGUACCUGAAGGAGAACAGUAUCGAGACCUUCCUGGUCCUGGGCUGCAGCCAGAAACGGAAGGAGGAGAAGGCGAUGAUGGCGAAGAUGCAGCGGACGAGAGCCAAUUCGAACGAGGGGCUGAUGCCACGCUGGGUCCCCGACAGAACGUUCUCCAGAACCAAAGACUCUAAAGUCUUCAGACAAAUGGGGAUUGAUGAGAGCUCCAGCAAAGACAACCGGGGAGUUCAGGAGGCCAUGAACCCAGAGGACGAGGUGGACGAGUUUCUGGGACGGGCCAUCGAUGCUCGCAGCAUUGACCAGCUCAGAAAAGACCACGUUAAGAAGUUCCUGCUCACCUUUCAGACGUCCAGCCUGGAGAAAAAGUAUUCCAAGAAGGUGGACGACCGUUUUGGAGGCUAUGUUGCCUGCACUCUGCUAGUAUUCUGCUUCAUAUCCUUCAUACAGAUUGUUAUCUUUCCACACACCCCAGUCAUGCUGGGAAUCUACAUCAGUAUCUUCAUCAUUCUCGCCAACAUCCUCUUCAUCUGUGCCAUAUAUUCCUGCAUUAAGCUCUUUCCUGGUGCGAUGCAGACUGUUUCGAAGAAGAUUGUCCAGUCUCGCACCAACAGCACCCUGGUCGGAGUUUUCUCCAUCAUCCUCGUCUUCAUCUCUGCCUUUGUUAAUAUGUUUGCCUGCGACACCACGAGCUUGCUGGACUGCGUCGCCGAGAAGCUGAACACCUCCGCGCGCCUGGUGACGCCCUGUCUGAUCCGCAGCCUGAAUGUGUCCGCGGAGGGGGGUCUGGAGAUCUGCCCCAGCCAAGGCCCCUCCUGCCCCUUUCCAGAGUAUUUCAGCUACAGCGUGCUGCUGACGCUGCUGGCCUGCUCCGUGUUCCUGCAGAUCAGCAGCAUAGGGAAGCUGGCCCUCAUGCUGCUCAUUCAGCUCACCUUCCUGCUGCUGGUGGAGUGGCCACAGGUGGCGCUGUUCGACAACGCCGACCUCUUUGUCACCUCCAAUGCCAUUGAUUUAAAUGAAACCAGUGCUCAGUGGUCCAGUUUCAAUGAAACUACAAACCAGUGUCCUUUUGUUGUGACCAAAGUGUCUCUGAGGGUCAUGACCCCAGUGAUCCUCACAGUCUUUGUCCUGGCACUGUACCUGCACGCCCAGCAGGUUGAAUCUACUGCACGCCUUGACUUCCUCUGGAAACUCCAGGCCACAGAGGAGAAGGAGGAGAUGGAGGAACUACAAGCCUACAACCGCCGCCUUCUACAUAACAUCCUGCCGAAAGAUGUCGCCGCUCACUUCUUGGCUCGAGAGCGGCGCAACGACGAGCUGUACUACCAGUCCUGCGAGUGCGUGGCCGUCAUGUUCGCCUCCAUCAGCAACUUCUCCGAGUUCUACGUGGAACUGGAGGCCAACAACGAAGGGGUGGAGUGUCUGCGGCUGCUGAACGAGAUCAUCGCCGACUUCGACGAGAUCAUCAGCGAAGAGAAGUUCAGGCAGCUGGAGAAGAUCAAGACCAUCGGCUCCACCUACAUGGCGGCGUCGGGCCUCAACGACUCCACCUACGACAAAGAGGGCCGGAGCCACAUCACUGCGCUCGCCGACUACGCCAUGAGACUGAGAGAGCAGAUGAAAUACAUCAACGAGCAUUCCUUCAACAACUUUCAGAUGAAGAUCGGCCUGAACAUCGGGCCCGUGGUCGCGGGGGUGAUUGGAGCGCGAAAGCCGCAGUACGACAUCUGGGGAAACACAGUCAACGUGGCCAGUCGCAUGGACAGCACAGGCGUACCUGACCGCAUACAGGUGACCACGGACUUACAUCAGGUGCUCGUAAGCAAAGGGUACGUGCUGGAGUGUCGCGGGGUCGUCAAGGUCAAAGGCAAAGGGGAGAUGACGACCUACUUCCUGAACGACGGCCCGCCCAACAGUUAGCGGCCGCGGCGGCCCGCGGACACUGAGACGACCCCUCGCGGCGGGGACGCGGCAGCACUGAGCGGGGACUCGCAGCGCGCGAGCAGACAGCGACGGACUAGAGACGCCAUCACUUGAAUCCCAAGCAAAGAGGAAGCAGGAACUUUUAGAGACUCCGCGAGGAAAAAAAAAGAAGUGUUCUUGACGAGAGGAAGAUGUUCUCGGUUCGACGGCCACUUUUGGCGCACGUACAUGUUGAAGGACACGUGUUUUUCUCAUGUCUAGCCUCUCUCUCAGGCUUCUUGAAAGAUGCAAAGUCUGUUUAUUUAAAACAACGCCUUUUAGCCUGUGUCAAAACAAGAUUAUCGCUGUACAUAAGGCUACUUUUUAUUUUACUUUUUCUUUUAUUUUCUUUCAGUUUUUUGUUUUUUUUUUUUAAAUAUAUGUUUUAUUUCCACAUGACUUAUGAACAGGUACUCAUGUUUCGUUUAUGCAUUAAUUAUUUAUUUCGAUCUCGAUGUUUUGUGCAAAAGGUCCUUUAUGAAAAAGUGUGAAUACAUACGUGCACAAAUAUCCAGUUUAUUACACGUCCAUAAGUGUGUAUGUACAUGCAUAUUUGUGUGUGUAUGAAUAUAUGUAUAAAAUGAGGAGGAAUAUAUUGACCAAAGACUAAAGUAUUUACUAAAAGCAAGGCAAGACAUGUUGAUAUGUUCUCGCUAAAGUCAGCAACGAUCGCCACCUGUUUUGUUUUUUGUUUGUUUUGUUUUUGUUUUUUCAGACAGAAGCGAUCUGUCUUUUGCCUGACAGCCGGCAGCGAAGGCUGCUCCGUCAUUUUCAUACAAUGUGUACAAUUAAUUUAUUCAAGUCUGUCAAUCAGGCAGCAAAAAAGCAGAUCAUUAAAUCAUAAUAUUGCUCUCAAUCAUAAACCUGAAUGGGAGAUGGGUGAAGACGGGUUGUUAUUAGGUGGUGGAAGCUGAAGUUUUUUUCAGUGAGCAGUAGAGGCCGACGCAGCAGCGACCGGGCUUCUAGUUGAGCACCAGAUUGGUUCGUUGGAGCUUGAGCAGCCAGUGAAGCGCUGGGUUUUAGCCGUAACAGUAUGUUGUCCCUUUCAGAGAGGUUUAUUUUUAUUUUUCUUCUCAUUUUGGUACAGAUGGGGAUGAAGGAACUUGGGUAAUCGAGUCGCUCCAGAGCCCUCAGCAGGGGCGGGGACCUCGGGAUUUAAUGCAGCCUGAUUCUUCUAUGAAGAAGAAAUAGAUGAAGGAAAAGAAAUAUAUAUUGAUUUUGACUGAAUACUGUGCUUUGUAAUCCUGAAGGGGCAUAACUAUUUUCACUGUGAGGUUUUUAUGAUACAGCAAAACUGCUUUCUUGCCAAACAUUAACCGCUUUGAAGCAUGUCUGAUUGUGGUAUCUUGUUUUUUUUUUGUUUGUUUUUUUUUUUUAAUUUCGUUUCGAUGUAGGGUAUUUUGUAUCACUUCUGUAUCCAUCAUUUGUAUAUUCUUAAUGUUGUUAUUAUUAUUAUUACGGAUUAUGAUGAUUCUGGUUAAUUAUUACAUUUAAUAUUGACGAUUCCAUUCCAACGAAACGGAUCAACGACCAGCACGCUCCCUCGUGGAACGCCAGUCGUCAAAGCUCAAGCUCACUGGUACCAACUGAUCAACUGCAGCCGGUGAACCCUGCUGUCCAGUCCUGACGUACACUUCAGUAUUCCAGCUGGCCAUAGGUGUGAUCAUGUAUAGUCAGUAAUAACCGUCGGCUGCCUUCGCAGCAGAGCCCAAGUGGUGUAUGCUCACAUACGCAUAGCAGUAAACACACACACACACACACACACACACAUAUACAGAUGAUUCACUGUGCUUUUUGUUCUGUUUUUGUUAUUUAUGCCACUACUGCAGUAUUGUAAAUCCGGGUCGGGCUUCACGGUGACCUCUCCACAUUAAACUUCUCAGCGGUAACAAACGUCAUCCCUGGCUGGUGUGAAGACGAUGAGGCAGAUCUAGUAGGCCUAUCCAGUUUUUUUUUUCUUUCCUUUUCUUUCUUGUACGACUCCCCACUUCCCUCCUCACUCAAUGUUUCAGCAAAAAGUGGAAGUACUGAUAGCUGAUUGCCUUAAGUUAAUAGAAAAUAAAUCAUAGAGAACACUAAACAGGAGGUGUGCCUGCUCGCCCUGCCUGGACUGCUGACGCUCAGAGGGAGAGAAAGGGAUAAGGGCUUGUCCACAAUAAU
This is a messenger RNA of Salarias fasciatus (jewelled blenny), 6211 nucleotides long. It is a transcript of the gene adcy6a, whose product is annotated as adenylate cyclase 6a. Gene Ontology annotation, molecular function: adenylate cyclase activity. The record is from RefSeq and is a predicted model, not a curated record. Bases 380 to 4009 code for a protein of 1209 amino acids. Gene Ontology annotation, biological process: adenylate cyclase-activating G protein-coupled receptor signaling pathway; cAMP biosynthetic process; intracellular signal transduction. Gene Ontology annotation, cellular component: plasma membrane. NCBI's taxonomy places the organism in Eukaryota, Metazoa, Chordata, Actinopteri, Blenniiformes, Blenniidae. The transcript has 24 exons.